Messenger RNA from Argentina anserina (silverweed cinquefoil), 587 nucleotides. RefSeq names its product small ubiquitin-related modifier 1. The record is from RefSeq and is a predicted model, not a curated record. The coding region runs from base 87 to 383 and encodes 98 amino acids. Gene Ontology annotation, cellular component: nucleus. Gene Ontology annotation, biological process: protein sumoylation. NCBI's taxonomy places the organism in Eukaryota, Viridiplantae, Streptophyta, Magnoliopsida, Rosales, Rosaceae. Gene Ontology annotation, molecular function: ubiquitin-like protein ligase binding; protein tag activity. The transcript has 3 exons.
GUUGAAAACCAAACCGUCGACUUGAACAAGAGUUGAGUGUUUUAGGUUUCUUAAGUCUCUCAGUCCAUCACCGCCGCAGAGAGAAAAUGUCCGGUGUCGCCAACCAGGAGGAGGACAAGAAGCCCGCCGACCAGGCCGCUCACAUCAACCUCAAAGUCAAGAGCCAGGAUGGGAAUGAGGUGUUCUUCCGGAUCAAGCGGAACACUCAAUUGAAGAAGCUUAUGAAUGCUUACUGUGAUCGUCAGUCAGUUGACUUCAAUGCUAUUGCUUUCUUGUUUGAUGGCCGUCGUCUGAGGGCUGAGCAGACUCCAGAUGAGUUGGAGAUGGAAGAUGGGGAUGAAAUUGAUGCAAUGCUGCACCAAACUGGAGGUUCUCCUGUUUAGUUCGAUGCCUUCAUGAGGUUUCCGUUAGUUUAGUACAUAUAGACUUUGAGUACCUGGAAUCCUAGUUUUAUUAUUAUUAUCUAUUGUGUUGCUACUCAUGUUUGAACUUAUUACUAGUUGUUGAUUGUCAAGAUUUGGCAAUUGUUUGUGUAUUGAACAUGCUUGAUCUGGUUUGAGAGUAAGUGAACUGUAUUUUCUCGGUGA